AUGGGCUCAUACCUGGAGGACUACCUCGGCUGCGUGGCGUCGCUGCCGUCGGACUUGGAACGCAACUUUAAGCUCAUGCGGGAGCUGGACUCGCGGUCGAGCGAGCUUGUGGAGGAGAUCGACGAGCUCCAGAAGCAGUACCACCCCGAGGCACGCAAGGCGUACGAGGCGUCGAAGCAGCCGGACAAGGACAAGGUGGAGAAGAUUCUGUCGCAUCUCAAGUCAUGUCUCAAGUACUCGGACGAAAAGGUCGACAUUGCUAUGCAGACGUACGAGCUGGUCGACAAGCACAUCCGCCGUCUCGACGACGACCUGGCGCGGUUUGAGGCCGAGCUGGAGGUCCCCAUUGUGCACGGGGCGUCCGCCAACCGCAAGCGCAAGCCACAGUCGCGGUCACAGAACUCAUCGCGGGCCAACAAGCGGCAAAAGUCGUCGGCAACGUCGGAGAAGCGCCGCCGCUCGGCGUCCAAGUCGGAGGCUGCCGCCGCUACUGCUGCCCCGGCGCCCAAGCCGGCCCCGGCGGCGGCUAACAAGGCCUACGACAUCCCGGCCAAUGAGGCUCGGGUCGCUGUCGAUCCCAACGAGCCGGUUUACUGCUACUGCCGCCGCGUCUCGUAUGGCGAGAUGGUCGGCUGCGAAAACGCGACUGCGAGCUGGAGUGGUUCCACUACGCCUGCGUCGGGCUCACAUCUGCGCCUGUUGGCGACUACAUGGGGAUGA
Thecamonas trahens ATCC 50062 is the source of this 720-nucleotide messenger RNA. Its product is annotated as PHD zinc finger-containing protein. The transcript is spliced from 3 exons. Gene Ontology annotation, biological process: regulation of DNA-templated transcription. The coding region runs from base 1 to 720 and encodes 239 amino acids. NCBI's taxonomy places the organism in Eukaryota, Apusomonadida, Apusomonadidae. The record is from RefSeq and is a predicted model, not a curated record.